Messenger RNA from Didymodactylos carnosus, 986 nucleotides. Lineage: Eukaryota; Metazoa; Rotifera; Eurotatoria; Philodinida; Philodinidae. The record is from the annotation of a GenBank genome assembly.
UGUUCGUGAGUCGAUGUAUAAAUAAAGCUGAGAGAAACAAGAUUUGCACCAUUAUUUUCAGUUUAUUUAUUAUCAUCAUCAGUAGUUAUGACAAAUAUUCUUUUGCCUAUUGACUCGAAAUUUGUUCAGCAUUGUCUAUUACUUCUCCACUGACCGAUCUUACACAUAUAAGUGAAUGGGUGCGUGUAUGUGACGAUCAUCUAAAUAGUAUUUGGAAUAAUCCAAACACAAGGACAUCAUCUGAGCUAUGUGGUAGAAUUGAUCAUUUACUAUCAUUCACUACACCUCAAUGUGGCGAAUUAGAAACACUACACAUCGUUAAUCAAUGGUUAGCGGCAAAUCUGAAAGAUCUACUUCGAGUGGUCAUGACGGAAGAGCAAGAACACGAACGUCAGCGGCACCCACUUGGAUUGGCUCGUAUCGUCUUGCUAUCGUCUAAACGAUUUACGUGUCGAAUUCAUUCUCGGAAAACGAGUGGAGAAUUCAAAGAAGACAUUCAUAAUCAUAAGUGUCAUUUUUCAGCAGUGAUGCUCAAAGGUGGCUACACCCACGAGAUCUAUCAUGUGGAGUUUGACGAUGACAAUCUUCGUCAGUUUAAUUCGGUUGCUGUAAACGAUAUGAAGAAUAACAGUGCAUCAACAUACCCAUGUUACCGAUUCAAGAAAACUGGACAAAUGUAUGAACAAGAAAAUAUUGGCACGGCACAGGCCACAAAGAUACAAACUUCCAACCUGGACAACGACGAUAAGUACAACUACUCGUACGCUUUACCGUCUCACUUGUAUCAUUGCCUUACGGCUUUAUCACCAAGUUUGAUAACAUUAACAGUUCGUGGAACUCCGACAAAUGAAAACGGCUGCUUGUUCUUGCGAGAUACACCUGUUAACAUUGUCAAAGAAGCAGAAGCUACUACGAUGAAAAUGGAACAGUUGGCUCAACAUGAAACUGACUCGAUAUUGGCAGAAAUCCUCUCAAUUUUGCCGUGA